UGGCGUCACGUGCGCCGUAACACGACAACGAGUGAGUGAUGAUGUGGCGUCACGUGCGUCGUAGGACGACAACGAAAGAGACGAGUAGUGUAUCGAUCCUGCCUUCUUACUCAACAGUAGACACUGAGCGCGGACAUAAUGUGACGUUGCCGUGCAACAUCAAAACAAGAUGCCCCGACAGUCCUCAGAUCACGUGGUACAAGGGACAGCCAGGGAUUGGUCAGAGGGUGUUUAGUAUAAAUACGGCGGGUAAAGUGCUGAUUAACUCGAACUACACGGGCCGGGUGGAUCGGGAGGGACAAGCCGGACUGGUGAUUAUCUCCCCUGAUUUGGGCGACACCGGAAACUACAGUUGUGAAGUGCUGAUAACAGUCGACAUCCCGCCAAUCGAUGCUGGCCACGUGUUCUUAAACGUGACCACAGAGCAAAAAGUGAACUGUGAGCUGGGGGGCCGUCGUAUAUCUCUGGGCUUGGCCGUUCUGGAUACUCUGGCUAUUCUGCUUGGGGUGAUGUUAAUAUUUCUCUCUGGUCAAACGGGAUUUGUAGGUCAAUGCGCUCAAGCAGACAUGCGCUCUCCAAUCAUCAACAGCAGAAGAAACAUGUCACGUGUCUGUGCGGCGCACUUCCGGUUGUGUUGGAUGAGCCUGUGUCUGAUUGGAGCAACUGUAAUGUGGAUUCAUUACACUGUAAGAGACAUGCCUGACAUCAGCAACUCUAUUGGCACCAUUGGUGUCGUCCUGAGUAUUGUGGGGGUCACAAUCUGCUUCCUGUGUCAGGUACACGGGAUAAUCACAUGGCUUCAGGACAGAAAAGAUGGCUUAAAAGAAGACGUUAACCCAUCAGCUAGAAAAGCAAUGUUAGUUAAACUAGAUGCUAUAUGAAAGCCAAAGCAAAUAGAGUGUUUCUUAACUGUUCUUAUUUACUUAUUUGUUUAUUU
Molecule: messenger RNA, 937 nt
Organism: Liolophura sinensis
Lineage: Eukaryota; Metazoa; Mollusca; Polyplacophora; Chitonida; Chitonidae
Exons: 6
Coding region: 39-881 (280 amino acids)
Source: RefSeq, a predicted model, not a curated record